Molecule: messenger RNA, 1363 nt
Organism: Populus euphratica (Euphrates poplar)
Lineage: Eukaryota; Viridiplantae; Streptophyta; Magnoliopsida; Malpighiales; Salicaceae
Product: methionine aminopeptidase 1B, chloroplastic-like
Exons: 10
Coding region: 91-1197 (368 amino acids)
Biological process (GO): proteolysis
Cellular component (GO): chloroplast
Molecular function (GO): metalloaminopeptidase activity
Source: RefSeq, a predicted model, not a curated record
CAUUAAUCCAUAAACCGGCCCUCCUCUCUCUCUCUUUCUGGUUUAUCCUCGUUUCUUUCUUUCCACUCUCGUUGUCUGCUGGAGAGAAAAAUGGGUUUCGCUGGUUCAGUGUCUUCCCCCCCUCCUCCUCUGCAACUUUCCUCCUCCUCCUCCUCCUCCUCAUCAUCAUCAUCAUGGUCAAAGUCAGCUCUUUUCAGCGUGACCCCAGUUUCCUUUUCUCCUCCAACUGGAAAAAAUGCACAGUAUCGUAAACGACUCGUCGUAUUGUCAAAGAGAGUUUCACCUCUAGAAGAGGCCAUGAGAAUCAGGAGAGAACGAGAGCUUCAAAAGACGGUUAAGUUUAGAAAAAGGCCACCAUUGAGGCGGGGGAGAGUAUCGCCAAGGUUGCCAGUGCCCGAUGGUAUUCCAAAGCCUCCAUAUUUAGGUUCAAAUGAGUUGCCAGAUAUCUCUAGUGAGCAUCAGAUUCAUGACUCUGAAGGGAUUGUUAAAAUGAGGGCAGCCUGCGAGCUUGCUGCUCGCGUUUUGGUUAAUGCCGGCAAAUUGGUUAGACCAUCAGUGACAACAAAUGAGAUUGACAAAGCAGUGCACCAGAUGAUCAUUGCUGCUGGUGCUUAUCCUUCACCUCUUGGUUAUGGAGGAUUCCCAAAGAGUGUGUGUACAUCAGUUAACGAGUGCAUGUGUCAUGGAAUACCUGACUCCCGUCAGCUGCAGGAUGGUGACAUAAUAAAUAUUGAUGUGACGGUCUACUUAAAUGGCUAUCAUGGAGACACUUCAAAAACAUUUCUGUGUGGGAAUGUCAAUGAUGCUCUUAAGCGUCUCGUCAAGGUGACUGAGGAGUGUUUGGAAAGAGGGAUAGCUCUAUGUAAAGAUGGUGCUAGUUUCAAGAAAAUCGGAAAGAGAAUUAGUGAGCAUGCUGAAAAAUAUGGUUAUGGUGUGGUGGAGCGUUUUGUUGGACAUGGUGUAGGGACUGUAUUUCAUUCUGAACCAUUAAUACUACAUAAUCGCAAUGACAGGCCUGGCAUCAUGGUUGAAGGUGAAACUUUUACCAUUGAACCAAUACUUACAAUAGGAAGCACUGAGUGCAUAACGUGGCCUGACAACUGGACAACUUUGACAGCUGAUGGUAGCCCUGCAGCACAAUUUGAGCAUACCAUUUUAAUUACUAGAACUGGUGCGGAAAUUUUGACAAAGUGUUAAAUCAUUGUAAUUUAUUAUAUUUUUGGCCCAAAUAUCAUUCCCUCACAUUUUUUGAAGUAGAUACUGUAGGAUCCAAUUCUGCUUUUAUACAUGUGAGUGUCUCUAAUGCGUGAAAUUUAAUCAUUCUAGAUUGGUAAAGAAGCAAAUCUUGAUUUGCGACGUUCAA